CGAACAGCUCGGCAUAUGGGUUUCGACCACCGGUCCCUCUUGUUCGUCAGCCGGUAGCUCCAGAGGACUCGUUACGAGCCGUUCUUGAUUCUAGUGUUCUCAUGUCGGGUAAAAGUCUCCCCUUCCUAUUUUCGGAAAGAAAUCCUUCGACUACCUCCAAGUAUAACGCAUUCUGGCAGAGUGAGUUCCUUGUCAUCCAGAAAUUUGUGAAAGCUGCAGUGGAGAAUACCCGUGGUAAGCUUACUCCUGCGAUUUUGGCGAAGCAUCCGUUGUUGAGGGAUCCUUAUUUAACUAAACGCAAGUCGCCCAGCCCAGGUACGGACAACCUCCAAGCGAGGGAGCGGCGAUCAAAGAAUUGUGCAGGUGGCUUUCGGUCGAUUUCGGAAGAUCCGGCGGCCCUCGUGACUUUCAAUUCUCCCAACAUCCGGGGUCUCAGAAGUGUGAACGCCUUCGCCAAACUUGCAAGUAGUCAGAAAACAACGUUUCUCGAGACGAAGGGAGGUGAUGCUGAACCUAUCCAUGGUGAAGAGGAAUCCGAGAAGGAAAAAAGUUCGGAGUCCAGUGGCGGCGAGAAUAGUUCUUCCGACAGCAGUGUUGAAUCUUCUUUUAUUCGGGGGAAGCCGUUUCUGAAGAUGGUCCUGAGACAGAGACUUGCGGAGAUACGACUUUGUCUUCAGUCGUGGCAACUGCACCUGGUGACCUUGAAACAGAGGUUGAUCGAGAUGAAAGUGUUUUCGCGACUAAGAUAAUGGAGAGUACUCCAGUGUCCGCUGGCGCAAUUGUAGUUAGGAAUCCCUUGCUGGUUGCUGAUUCAGUUCCGGGUGCUACCUUUGCUCCUUCAUUCCUGGUUCCUUAUCCAGAUCAUGUGUUGGUCGGUGGAUUCAGCAUGCCAAUCAAAUACGAUAUGUUAUAUACCAAGAUAUGGGAAAGGUAUGGACACAUCGCCACAACCAAAAGGGUCACUAGUCGGUCUGUGCUGGUCAAGCGUGUGAAGGAAUCUCUAUCUUCGAUCGACAACAUGUGCAAGGUGACUGGCCAUACCGUUUCUGAGGACGUGGUCGCUAGCUGGAAAUUCCAUCGUGAUGUGUGCGUAGACCAUGGGUUCAACGUUCCCUGGUUUGUUGAAGGUUUCUCUGAGAUACAAAAGUUGCAGGCUACGGCGGUUGAAGGUCCUUCAGUGGAUGAGGUCGCACAACAAGAGGCGGAGAUCAAGAGGUUAUCCAGGGAGCUGAAGCUGAAACGGGCGGAUCUCGAAAGUACGAAUGAGGCUUUCUCCAAGAAGAGCAGGCCAUUGUUGAGUGAUUUUCCUUAGCGUUUUAUUUUUUCUGAACCUCCUUUCCUUAGUUUUUUUUUUUGAAAGGCAAAGAAACGCCUAGUUUAUGGUUCGACUUUUUCUGGUUUUUGGAUUGGUAGACAAGUGUUACCUAUGAGGGUUUUGGAUUAUUAUUCGA
Messenger RNA from Papaver somniferum (opium poppy), 1451 nucleotides. RefSeq lists its product as uncharacterized. Lineage: Eukaryota; Viridiplantae; Streptophyta; Magnoliopsida; Ranunculales; Papaveraceae. Bases 102 to 749 code for a protein of 215 amino acids. The record is from RefSeq and is a predicted model, not a curated record. The transcript has 3 exons.